AUGUCUGCGCCACCAUCUUUAAUACGGAAACGAAAGCGCGGAGACGAUCGACUCCUCCUCGGUAGUCCAUUUGUCGUUCAACCCCAUGUAGCGUGUUCGUUCGAUGUUUCCACGAAAGUAUCGCCAACCGUUAUUCUCCCUCGUUCCCACAUCCCCGUAAACUGGCUCGCCGGAGCACCCUCGCGGAUAUUCAACACUCCCGCGGAAAAUUCAGCGCUCUGUGCAUCCGGAUAUGUCACCAUAGUCAAGAUUGAGGGAGAGCGGCAGCUAUCCGCACUUGAGAAAGUCGGGGAUAAUGUUUAUACACUCUACCGCCUCUCGACUCAACUUCGGAUGAAAGAUAUUCGCAAGGUCGCAGCACAAACCAAGAAUUCACCUUACAUGGAAAUUGGAGAGGGGACAUAUAAUGUGUGUGAACAAGAUUGGUGGAGUGGAAUUGGCAGCGCCGAGUAUCCGUUUCAAGAUACACCAGUCACCGAUGCGGCGUUGGAUAUGGGCGUGCGCGAAAGUGACAUGGCUGAGCAUGCUGCGAGAGAUUCCUCGAACCCCGCCAAAACUCCACUGGUGCCCGACCCAUUACCUGAAGAUGAUGAUCACCAGGAUCCUGCCGUACAGCAAAAUAUCCAACCUACAAUGUCAGAGGUUCUGGAGCAAGUACAGCGGCAGUAUUUCGAUACGCUCUACCUCGCAAAGACAUCGUUGGCGUACUUUGCUAAAUCGACAUUGUCCCGGGCUCGCGCUAUAUGCCACGACAUCGAGGUGACUCCGCCGGCCAGCCGAUUUGACGAGUUGACCGAAUUUUUGCGACGGAUGAUACUACCGUUGGACAAAAUGGACCUAAAAUACCGGAAAUCCCUGGUCCAAAUUGCUCAGGAACACGAGGUCGAUGAUCCCUCUGUUUUCCGGCCAGACGAAGACGGUUACAUCCAGCGCUGGAGGCAGUCGGCCUUCCAGGAGCGGUUCAUUCGGGAAACCGAUACUGAACUAAAGCAAAAGUUAGAAGAGCUUAGGAUUAGAGAGUGCGUAUCUUUCCAAAUUCUGCUGGUGCAAAGCUGA
Messenger RNA from Tricharina praecox, 1056 nucleotides. Its product is annotated as DNA replication regulator SLD3-domain-containing protein. Bases 1 to 1056 code for a protein of 351 amino acids. Gene Ontology annotation, biological process: DNA replication initiation. The record is from RefSeq and is a predicted model, not a curated record. The transcript has 4 exons. Gene Ontology annotation, cellular component: DNA replication preinitiation complex. Lineage: Eukaryota; Fungi; Ascomycota; Pezizomycetes; Pezizales; Pyronemataceae.